Zerene cesonia (dogface butterfly) is the source of this 2588-nucleotide messenger RNA. It is a transcript of the gene Sec3, whose product is annotated as exocyst complex component 1. The transcript has 14 exons. Gene Ontology annotation, molecular function: phosphatidylinositol-4,5-bisphosphate binding. Gene Ontology annotation, biological process: Golgi to plasma membrane transport; exocytosis. The coding region runs from base 384 to 2588 and encodes 734 amino acids. The record is from RefSeq and is a predicted model, not a curated record. Gene Ontology annotation, cellular component: exocyst; plasma membrane. Lineage: Eukaryota; Metazoa; Arthropoda; Insecta; Lepidoptera; Pieridae.
UUGCGUAUGACAAAUUCCCCAUGUCAGAAAAUCAAAAAUCAAAAUAAAUAGGUACCCAGAAUUUUUACUAAAGUAUGUUUUUACUAAGUAUUCAUAAAUACUAAAUUAAAUAUAUUGCAUAGACAAAUGUUUGUUUGAUCUUAACAAAUCUGUUGAUGAAGUUGUAAGAAAAAGGGGGAGUGCAUAGUUGUAAUAUGAAAUUAGAGGAGGGUGUCACAGUCGUGGGAAGUGCUGCGGUCGUAAGCGGCUGAAAACAACAGCGGCUGGUGGUCGAGAGCGGUGGAACGUUGGCUCUUCUCGAAGGUACAACCCGCCUGCGCUCCUGGCCACUACACAUCGCCCGGUUGCGCACGGAUCUGCCGAAUGGUGAAAUCAGUAUUGAAAUGGGUGGGGAGAUCGUAAAGUGGACAUGUGCAGAUGAAGGGACUAAGGCUGAGCUAGCCCGCGCGGCAGUUGCAGCGACAGCAUCGGUUGCCCCACAUUCUUUGUCUGAAGCAGAGCUGGGGGCUCUGUUGGAGGAUGCUGAACUAGAUGAAGCGGAUGCAGAGAGGCGUGUGCAGAGGCUAGGAGAAAAGCUUGCACGCCUUGAUGCCUUGAAUGUGGGUGGAAUGCUUGCCGCUGCUACAGAGGGUGGAGGGGCUAGACUUGCUACACGUCUCGAAGAGGGCGCGGCGCAGGGUGCGGCGCUUUCGGCGCGUGCGGCGCGGCUGGAGGCGCUGACGCGCGCGGCGGGCGGGGCGCUGCACGCGCGCUCGGGCGCCGCGCGGGCCGACGCCGCCGCGCGCGCGCUGCUCGCCGAGCUCGCCGACAUCUACGCCUGGCUCGACGCGCCCGCGCUCUCCCACCUCGACCACUUGCAGGAGAUAUCACUCGCAACUCCAGAAGGAAGAGCGCGAGCACUGGCGGCCGCGGAGGCUCUCCGCAACGCGCUGCGAGCCGAGCGCACGGCGCCCGCGGCGCGGCUACGGCUGAGCGCGGUGCGCGAGCGGCUGCGGCGGCUGGCGCGCGCGCGCGACCAGCUGGCGGCCGCGCUGGCCCGCCACCUCAACAACGCGCUCAUCCACCUCGCGAACGAGGCGCAGGCGCCGGCACCCUCGCCGCCGUCGCCCUGCCCCGCGCCCGCGCCCGCCGGCGGCGCCCCCCCCGCGGCGCCCCCGCCCGCCGCGCCCUACGCGCCCGCCGCGCCGCGCCGCCACCACGUCGAGCUGCAGCCCUACGUGCCCUUCAUGCGCUGGCUCAAGGAUAUGGAUGAGAAGGCUUACGACGCGCUCGUUAAGGUGUAUGUGGGCACGUGGAGCAAGGUGUACGAGCGAGAGUUGGGCGCCGCUACUACGGGAGAGCGCCCUCUACCUGAUGUCUUAACACUGGUCGAGACCAUCUGCAAUGCGGAACAAGAUUUCUGUACCCAAUUUUUUUCGCUCGAUGUUGAUUCCAAGAGCGACGGCAGCGACAGCGAGGGCGGUGCGGCGGGCGCGCCGGGGGCGGCGGGGGCGCCGGGCGCGGCGGGGGCGCCGGGCACGGCGGGGGCGGCGGGCGAGGGGCGGCGCAUGUCGGGCGCCACGCGACGGCUGAUGGGCGAGCUGUUCCCCGCGCUGGACGCGCAGCUGGGCGCGCUGCUCGCCGCCGUCGAGCGCGACGACCCCUACGGGGCGAUGCGCGCGCUGGCGUGCGUGAGCAAGCGCGUGCUGGGCGAGUCUCGAGACGGCGCAGAGGCGGAAGGCGCGGGGGCGCCGGGCGCGGGGGUGCAGGGCGCGGGGGCGCAGGGCGCCGGCGAGGGGCGCUGGUCGCGGCUGGCGCUGGCGAGCGUGGCGGUGGCGGCCAAGCGCGGCGCCGACCGCGCCGUGGCCGACCGCCUCGCCGCCUUGCCGGACGCGGUCAAGCAGGCCGCCCGCAAGCCCAAGUGCGGCAUCUUCAGCUUCAUCCCCGAGCUGGAGGAGAUGAGCUCGGUGUGCGAGGCGAUCUUCGCGGGCGGCCGGCGCGCCGACCUCGACCGCUGGUACCUGUCGCUGUGCACGGGCAUGGUGCGCGCCAUCGCGCAGGCGGAGCACCCGCGCACGCCGCGCGCCGUGCUGCAGCUGGAGAACUUCCACCGGCUGCACGGCGCCGUGAGCGCGCUGCGCGUGGCCGCGCUGGACGCGCUGCGGCGCGACGCGCGCGCGCGCUACGCCGCCGCGCUGCGCCACUACGUCACGCACUACUUCGGCCGCCCGCUCGACAAGAUCGCGCAGUUCUUCGAGGGCGUGUCGGAGGCGGUGGCGGCGGGCGCGCGCGAGGAGGAGGUGUGCUACCGCGCCGCCUUCAGCAAGCACCAGCUGCGCAAGCUGCUCGCGCUCUACCCCGCGCACGAGGUGCGCAAGUCGCUCCACCGGCUGUACCGCACGGUGGAGAAGCACCUGAGCGAGGAGGGCGGGCUGCUGCAGGUGGUGUGGCGCGCCAUGCAGGAAGAGUUCAUCGCGCAGCACGUCGCGCUGCAGGCGCGCAUAGCGGCGUGCUACCCGGGCGCGGGGCUGGCGCUGCCGCUCAGCACGAGAAGAAAGAUACACUUUAGCAAACUUCGAAAGGUUUGGGUAUUGUUUUUCGUCUGCUAA